Messenger RNA from Leishmania major strain Friedlin, 4317 nucleotides. RefSeq lists its product as hypothetical. The record is from RefSeq and is a predicted model, not a curated record. The coding region runs from base 1 to 4317 and encodes 1438 amino acids. Lineage: Eukaryota; Euglenozoa; Kinetoplastea; Trypanosomatida; Trypanosomatidae. The transcript has a single exon.
AUGAUGAGCAAGGCACGAAGUGGGCGCUCUGCGCGAUGCUUCUCACUAUCAUGUAAGAGGUGUGCUGGAUAUCCAACACAGUGGAGUGCGGUGCGUCAUCAGUCACAGAGCUCCCUCGGCAGGUCGCGCGACCGCCAGCGUGGCCAGCCCAACGCCGACCCCAACACCGGCUCCCAGAUCUCUGUCGUGGAGUCGCCUGAUCUUACGCCGCACAUUCAAUUCGGGCUCAACAAUCUCGAGCACGUGAAGUUGCCCGACAUGUCCGAUGAGGCUCGGCGGCGCAGCGACAUUGACAAGGAGCGUGAGAUGCGGGCAAAGUUUGGCGAGUAUGGCCCCGGCGAGCGGCUGACAAAGAGCUCCCCGCAGAUGAGGCGCGACAUGCUGGAGGAGCAGCAGGACGUCGACGGUCUGCCGUGGGAGGUCCGGUGGCGCAAGUCACUCAUCCCGACCUCGGAGGAGGUGAUUCAGGAUAUCCGAGAUCGCUUCGACUUGUUCGUCCAGGAUCCGAUCGAGCGUGAGCAGGAGUGGUAUCUGCACUGGAAGGACCGGUCUUUCAAGAUUCAGAAAGAUCGGAUGAUAUGGCCACAAGGCUACACGGACUACCUGGACCACUACGAUGAAAACGGUCGUCGCCGGGUGCUGCCUACCGAUCAGCGAUGGUCCGACUCUUCCUGGAAGCACCUUGCCGACACCCGCUACAAGGACCGCAUGUGGCUCAUCGAGGGAGAGGAGCGCAAAGCCGUUCACCAAAGCUUGCAAACGGACCGGGCACUGUUGAACGAAGAGGAGCAGCGUCAGUCUGAAAUGGGCGACGUGUACCACGGCAUUCUCUCUGGCGUCGUUGAUCUUGACCCAGAUCAGACAUACCAGGCACUCUCUGGUACUGCAGAUCCUCUCGAAGUGGCCAAGACAAAGAUAAAGCUACAGGCCUACGGGGCGCAUCAGGCCCUCACGGCAGGGAAGAGCGAACUGAACCCCGCACAGAUCGAUCCGAUAUCUGGCUUCCCCAAGACGGACAUGGAGCCACUGCCGACCGGCAUUACUGUGGAGCAGGGCGCCGCUAUCGCAACCCAGGCAAACAUUCAGUAUGAGAUGCUGGAGCAGGGGGCGGAGGCCGCGCGGCUAGCUGGCCACGACCCAGCAGUAGCAAUGAUGAAGGCGCACCACAACACAUCGAAGCAAUACGGUGACCGUCCGAUGCUGCGUGCGCAGGUUGAGGCGAAUAUCCAAAAAAUCAAGGAGCUGGAGGCGGAGCGACAGCCGCUGGAAGCCGGCAAGACGGCUGACGGAGAGAUGGUGGAGAAAAUCGAGUCUCCGCUUCUUGAGGAGACAGCGGGAGGGCAGCCAGCAGUUUCUCAGAUCCAUAUCAAAGCAUCUGUGACGACCAACGAGUCGGGCUCAGGAGCUGUUGGCGCGUCUACGCCGGGGGGGUUUAUCCAUGUCGCUGAGAGACCGAAAAACGUGGAACCGGAUGUGCCAAACGAGCUCUUCCGCGUUCCGCAAUCCAGAGAGCUGAAUGAGAUGCCGAAGUGGUAUCGCGAGACUCUCGUCGAGACAGAGCCCAUGAUUCGGCAGUAUGGUAUGGUGCACGACCCCUUGGAGGAAAAACAGCCUGAAAAGGAGUAUUACGUUCCGCCGCCGCUGCGCGACGAUGAGCGGGUGACGCUGGACGACGCCCCGUCCGGAGCGUCUGCUUUUGACGAAGUGAAGAUGCACAAGCUCAAGUCUUUGCCGGAGCUGGUAGUCGGGUAUAAGCCACUGCCUCUGUUUCGCGAAGUUUCAAAGAACGACUCACUUGAGGCAGCCGCUGAGGCACAGGAGAAGGAGGCAAAGGAGAAGAAGCUUGUGGGCAAGGACGGUAAGCCGAUGAAGAGGUCGGAGCGCCAGCGGCUCGAGCGCCAGGAGCGGCUGCGCAAGUCGAAGCUGUCAUACGACUCUGAUAUUCUGCUGCCCAACUUGCCGUGGGAGACGGACUCCAUUGUGGAUCCGUACCGUGGUGUCGAAGCAGUAGACGCAGUCGAGUUCAACAAGGAAGAUCUCGAGAAGACAUGGCGGGCUUAUCGCGACGCAUUUCAGCAGGCUCUGACAGAAUUCGGGAAUCUUACUCAGGUGACGAGCGAGGACAAGUGCGAGAAGAUGCUGUACGACACAAUGGAGCGCUUCCGCGAAGGGCGCGUUGGCGAUCAUCCAGAGGUGCCCAAGGAGCAGGACGAGGUGUUUCGCCUCGUCUUCGAGGCUCACACGAAGCACUUUCUCGCCGACUUUUACAAGUUCAAGGGAAAUCGAGCCACCGAGGCGAACGCCGUCAAGGCAGAGGCGGACGAAAUUCUUCGACGCGCAUCGGCGAAGAGCAAGCUUCUCGGGAGGAACUUCAUGAAUUUUGUUCAAGAGAUGACCUCCCUCGAGCUUGAGACGAUUCGCAAGAACCCGGUGCAGCGCUAUGCGGUCAUGGUGCGCGACCGUAAGUAUGAGGCCAUUUCCCAGCCCUUCAUGAAGUGGAUCAAGAAUGAGCUGGGCGAGUUCAUGAUCACAGAGUUCCAGAGUGCCGAGCAGCUGGAGGCACACAAAGAGUUUCUCCACCGUCACCUGAACGAUGCCUACAUCAGGUGCCCCUCCCGCGUUGAAGGUAUCAGCGACGCGUCCCGCGAUGCGGCGGUGGGGGCGUUUUACCAGUGGUGUCGCGGUGCGUUGGCGUUCUACACAGGCAAGAAGUUCCAUAGCAUGUUCCUCGACUUCGCCGACAGCCGCUUUCGCUCCCGCGCCGAGGAGCUUUACGAGGAUUCGAUCGAGCUCUUCUCCAACUACGCGAAGGCUGGCAAGGAUAUUGUGCAGAUUCCAGUACCCGACUCAGACCCGCCUUACGAGUAUGAUGAGAAGGAAUUCCUCGAUGGAGAGAAUGCUGUCUUUGCGGAGAUCUCCGGGCACCUCGACAAGGCCGAAGCGUUGUGGCACUCCGGCAGCAGUAAGCGCUGGUACCCCAUGACAGACGAAACAGAGUACAUGUGGUUCAACGAACGCCGAGGUCGUCUAACCCUCGCGACGGACAUCUCUGACCGCUGCUUGGAAAAUGUCAACAAGAAGACGCACCCGUCCAUCCACCCGUUCCCUGAGAGCGCGCGCGUAUUCUUGGAAGGCGCACCUCUCACUCAGGAAACCGCAGAGCACCUGUGGCUGCGCUACAUGGGAGACUUGUAUUGGGAGCACUCGGAGUUCAUGCAGCGGCAGGGCCGCUUCCAGACCAGCCGGUCCUACCGCGACAAGUGCCUGAACUUGUAUCAUCUGGCGGUACGCACAGCGCGCGAGCGGCUGCCCGCAUCGUGGAAGGCGCCCCUACUCACAGAAGCAAAAUACAUGCUCCGUGUCUACAAGCCUGGUGACCACGUGCUGCAACACCUGCAGGAUGUGGAGACGGUGGUGGACAAGCUCUUUGCGCAAGGCGAGCCGCGCCACUGGGUCGAGCCGUUCAGCGAGCUACCGUACCGGCUUGCUGUCGUACACGCAAACCUGCCUGCCUACGGCGAGGCUAUCACAAAGGAGGUGCACCGACGUCUGAAGUGGCAGCCUUCCAACGAGCUUUUGAUGAAAGAUAUGGAGCAGCGUGCUCGCGGCGGCGCUGUGACGCCCGAACUGGUGCCGUACUACAACACCCUUAAUGCAGUCGCAGAGACGGUGUUCCGGCGCAAAAUACUGCAGUGGCGCUCCAAGGAGUACGAAGGCUCUGAUCCCUUCCUCUUCUGGACUCACAUGUACUUUGCCUUUCGCGUGCAUCCCAAGGACCGGGACGAGGUACAACGGAUGUGGGACAUGUAUGAGCCGGCUUAUGUGUACAUCUACACCCAGUGCGCGUUGGCGUCGCGCGUGCGAGGCCACCGCCUCAUCAACGAUGCUCUGAGGCGCCUGUGUCAGAUUUUGCUGUCUGGCGACCGAUCGCAGAAGCUUGUCUUGAUGGAGGAGCUGACCAAAGUGCGCGAGAAGAUGGCGCACUUGAUCGACCGCAGGGAGCUUGAUCGCACGAUCAACGCCCUCGAAGCGCACCUCGAGAACCCUGCGCAGCAAGCGUACACAUACGGAACGGCACUGCUCUACAAGGAGGCCGUGCUACACGAAAAAAUCACGCGCAACCCGCUGCUGCGAACGCAGAUGGCGGCGAAGGAGUACACGGAGUUGCGCAAAAGGCAGGAGGAACUGCGCGUCAACGGGACGACACUAGACCCUCAGGAGGCGGCGAAGAUGCAGGAGAAGGAGGGUGGCCUCGAUGACGCACACCUCGACGCUCAACCAAGCUUGACCACGAAAGAAAUGUUUGCUGAAAAGUAA